This is a messenger RNA of Fonsecaea pedrosoi CBS 271.37, 270 nucleotides long. RefSeq lists its product as uncharacterized. The transcript is spliced from 3 exons. The coding region runs from base 1 to 270 and encodes 89 amino acids. The record is from RefSeq and is a predicted model, not a curated record. Lineage: Eukaryota; Fungi; Ascomycota; Eurotiomycetes; Chaetothyriales; Herpotrichiellaceae. Gene Ontology annotation, molecular function: peptidyl-prolyl cis-trans isomerase activity.
AUGGCGUCAGAAUUCAACAAGAAGCUCCUCUCCGAGGGUAACAGGACCGACUUCCCGAAGAAAGGUGACGAGGUCAUCAUCGAAUACACUGGCUGGCUAUACGAUGCUUCGAAACCCGAGAAAGAAUACAAGGGCAACGAGUUCGACAGCUCAGUUGGACGAGGGGCUUUCCAGACCCAAAUUGGGGUUGGCAGAGUCAUUCAAGGCUGGGAUCACGGCGUGCUGCAAAUGUCGUUGGGCGAGAAGAGCAGAUUGACAAUCCCUGGGUAA